Saprolegnia parasitica CBS 223.65 is the source of this 1269-nucleotide messenger RNA. RefSeq lists its product as hypothetical. NCBI's taxonomy places the organism in Eukaryota, Oomycota, Saprolegniomycetes, Saprolegniales, Saprolegniaceae. The transcript is spliced from 7 exons. The record is from RefSeq and is a predicted model, not a curated record. The coding region runs from base 21 to 1229 and encodes 402 amino acids.
AUUUGCACCAGGAAGGACACAUGGGCGUCGCCAAAUUCGUGUCCGAGUCCAAGCUCGGCAUUGCCCUUCUCGUGCUCGUGCUCACGCGCUGCGUGGACCGCGUCUACAACACGCGCAUCACGUACGAAUUCGUACAAUUUUUGUGGUACUAUUCCAACAUUAUCAACCCGAUCGCUUUCCUCUUCUUCGCAUGGCCCGUCGUGUGGUACAAGCUGCGCUACACGAACGACAUUUCGCCGGAAAUGAAGGCGUUCCCGCACUACAAGUUUGCGAUCAUGGCCUUUCUCGACAUGUCGGCCAACCUCUUGUCGACCGUGCCGACGCCGCACAUUGGCGGGAACCUCAGCAACGUGCUUGGCCAAGUCAACCUUCCGUUCACGAUGAUUCUCUCGCAUCUCUUCCUCAAGACGUCGUACAAGAAGGCGCACAUCAUGGGUGCCACCAUGGUGCUCUACGGCGCGCUCGUGUGCAUGAUUCCGAUCUUCCGCGGCGAAGUCGCUUUGAACUCGCCGGACCCGAGCGUGGGUUGGAUCCUCCUCUUUGUGUUUUCGUGCGUCCCGAACGCUGGCGCCAAUGUGUACAAGGAAAUCGGCCUCAAGGACGUCGACCUCGACGUGUGGUAUGCCAACGCGUGGGUGAGCACGUACCAGCUUCUGUGGGGCGUCGCGACCAUGUGGACGAUCCGCAUCCAAGCGUUCUCCAACCCGACGGUUGAGUGGGCUGAUUUUCCGAGCUACGUCGAGGCUGCGCACAACUGCUUCUUUGGGAACGAGGUCACGUUCAACGGCGUCACGUCGACGUGCGAUGGCAGCAUCUUUACCAUCUACGUCCAGUACAUCGUCUUCAACAUCGCCUUCAACAUGUUGAUGAUGUACAUUUUCAAGGAAGGCAGCAGCGUCCUCUUUGUCUUCUCGUCGGCGGUCUGCCUCCCGCUCACGGAUCUCUUGUACAUGGUGCCCUUCCUCGCCGGUCCCCGUGCGUCGCAAAAGUUUACGAUCUUUGACGGCUUUGCGCUCUUUAUCAUUGUCAUGGGCAUGCUCGUGUAUCAUUCCGAAAAGGAAAUCCGCGGCACGGGCAACGACCGGGUCACCAAGUCGCCCAUGUAUGCGUCGCCGAGCGUCCAGAAGCUCAAGAGCAACCUCCAGCACAAGCGAGCGAUCAAGCAGACCAAGCAGCGGUCCUACUCGGGCGGCACCUACGGCGCGAUCGCGCAGGAAGAUCACGUCUAAGGUCCUUUGGAUCCACCAAAAGAAUCUUCCAAUUCUGGUC